Molecule: messenger RNA, 987 nt
Organism: Penicillium pulvis
Lineage: Eukaryota; Fungi; Ascomycota; Eurotiomycetes; Eurotiales; Aspergillaceae
Product: arylamine N-acetyltransferase family protein
Exons: 2
Coding region: 1-987 (328 amino acids)
Molecular function (GO): acetyltransferase activity
Source: RefSeq, a predicted model, not a curated record
AUGGGUUCCAUCAUCGACUGGUCCCUGCGUCCGGUCUACUCGCCGGAGCAAUUGGAACGGUACUUUAACCGGAUUGAUCUACCUCAAAAGUAUCGAGAAUCACCGGUAGUUAGGCUUGGGGCAAGCGUCGACAGUGAGAGCGCUCUAAGCUUUUUGAAAGUUCUACAACGAUACCAGGUGGCAGCGGUGCCUUUUGAAAAUCUCAAUCUUCAUUAUGCAGUCAAACGCUAUAUUUCUAUUGAUGCCCAGAAGCUAUUUGAGAAAAUAGUAGACUCUGGAUCGGAUCGGGGGGGCUACUGUAUGGAGAAUAGUACUCUUUUUGGGACCGUUCUCAGGACUAUGGGAUACAAUGUCACCUCGGUCGGAGGUCGGGUAAAUGAGGCGGUCCAGCCCAUAUCAGCCUCGAAGGACUGGAAAGGACCGAAAUACGAUGGAUGGAAUCAUUUGGUCAACAUUGUUGCUAUCGGGGAGCAAAAGUACCUGAUAGAUGUGGGGUUCGGCUCGAGUGGGCCACAUCAGCCCGUUCCAUUGAUCGACGGGUUCAAGGCCCACAAUGUCGGCGACCAGUUUGCACGGCUCAUCUAUGGCCCUAUCGCCCAGCACACGAGAGCUGGUCAGUCCCUCUGGCAGUACGAGAUCUGCAAUGCAGGUGGGGCGUGGAUUCCCGCCUAUUGCUUCACUGAAACGGAAUUCCUUCCAGAAGACUUUACGAUCAUCAACUACUAUAUGAGCACUAGUCCGGAGAGCUGGUUUGUUUCCCACGUGGUCUGCGUACGGAUGCUUCUGGACGAUGGAGGUGGAAAGAUCAUCGGUGAUCUAACCUUAUUCGAUAACACACUAAAGCGUCGCCUGGGGGCCACGUCAGAGGUCCUGCAAUCCUUCGCCUCCGAGGAGGAGCGUGUGAAUGCUCUGCAGAGAUAUUUUCGCAUUACAAUUUCAAAGGCAGACCAGAACAGUAUCCUCCAGACGGCCUCGGAACUCAUGUAG